This is a messenger RNA of Megalopta genalis, 2363 nucleotides long. It is a transcript of the gene mRpS5, whose product is annotated as mitochondrial ribosomal protein S5. The record is from RefSeq and is a predicted model, not a curated record. Gene Ontology annotation, biological process: translation. Gene Ontology annotation, cellular component: ribosome. Gene Ontology annotation, molecular function: structural constituent of ribosome; RNA binding. NCBI's taxonomy places the organism in Eukaryota, Metazoa, Arthropoda, Insecta, Hymenoptera, Halictidae.
CCAUCACAAAUGGGAUUAGAUGAUGCCAACGAAUUUCCAUUGGCAAUCUAUUGGAAUCGUCCAAUCGCAUUUGUGGGGUCUCCUCGCCGCCACUUAGAGCAGAUUCCGAACGGUCAGAAUGCUGGGGAGGUCUAAUCGUGAAUGAAGUUGAAUCACGACGUAAUCCUAUCCUGUGUUGAACAGUGAUAAAUCACGGUUAAUGACUGACCGUGCUCAUCUCUAGUGAGAAGUAUGUGUUAAUGAUCCCAACAUGGAGUUAAGAAAACAUCGAUUCCUUGAUUAAUCGAUAUCUUAAAACAUCGAGUGGAAUUAUCGAUGUUCACGAAAUAAAGCAUCGACUAUCUAAGAAUCGAUACAACAUCGUCCAUCACUAAACAGAUCCAUGCAGUGGAUAACCACGAUGAUGUAUAGAAUCGCAUAAAAUCAUAGAAUUAUAUAAUACAUACAGGAAGAACACAUCAAUUAACAUUAAUUAUAUUUUCUAUUACGAUUUUUCAAAAUGGCAAAUCGGAUUCUUCGAAUUCAUGGAUUAAUCUCAAAUGCCGUAAAAAUUAACAACAUUAAAAGCAAUGCUUCAGCUCUUGGUCUGUUAAAUACAAAUAUUCCCUUAAUACAAAAUGUCAGGGAAAUUACCAACUUCUUUAAUAAAAAACCAGUAUCAUUAUUAUGGAAGGCUGUUACCAGCGUUAGUAAUGCAGGAAGACGACGGGGCAGAGGAAAAGGUUUACCAAGGAUAAAAAACUUGAACAGAGGUCAAAAAAUAGGAGUUGGAAAGAUUGGAAUGGUGUUCCCAGGUCUAAAUUCUCCACUUUCUAGAGGUACCUCAUAUGUUACACGGGAACCACUUCCUGAUGAUCCUGAGAGGGAAAAGGCAUUAAUUACAUUACAAAAUCAAUACAGUAAUUUUAAACGACAUAAAGUUCAUGCUUUGAAGCGUGGUUGGACUAGUGCCAGUAUAGCGGGCAGAAAGAUGGGACCACCAGAUCCUAUUGAUAAUGAAUCUUUUGAAGGUUUUGAAAGUUGGAUAAUGUUAUGUAAAAUAGUGAACAUCAUGACUAGUCAUUUUGGUCGUACAAAACGGUACCGGAUUUCAAUUGUAACUGGAAAUGGGAAUGGACUUGUUGGUUUUUCAUCAAUAACAGGAGCUGAUGCUAAAGCAACUAUUAAACGAGCUAAAAAUAGAGCUGGACAAAGACUAACCUACUUUGAAAGAUACAAUAAUCAUACAGUACUUUAUGAUUUCUAUACACAAUUUCACAGGACAAAAAUAUUUGUUAGACAAAUGCCUGAAGGUUAUGGAAUUAAGGCUCACAGAAUCAUUAGAGUGAUCUGCGAGGCAGUGGGUAUAAAAAAUAUACAUGCUAAUAUUGAAGGAUCUUUAAAUCCUCAAUAUAUAAUAAAAGCUUUUUUUAUUGGCUUGUUAAAACAGAAAACAUAUCAACAAUUGGCAGAUGAAAAGCAAUUGCAUUUAGUUGAAUUUAAAAAAGAAAGUGAUUAUUUUCCUAAAGUAAUUGCUUCACCAGAAAAUACAAGAUCAGAGAUUCGGUCGCAUGAAGUCAUAAAGUUUAAUUCAUACAUAAUGGGUGGGAAAAUGGUCCUGAAAAAGAAACGCCCUCCACCGUUUUACACAAAAUUACCUUCUUACGAAAAUCACUUACGCAAGAUGGAACGAAGAAGAGAUCAUGAGAAUGUAAGAAUUAGAUUAAAGGCUGAAUAUGGAGAUAUUUGCAGCUUCCUUACAGAAAAAUAUCCAGAAGCAAGAGUUCUGAGAUGGAAAAAGAAGAGAGAGCAACCAACAGAGGAUCAAGAUUAAUGUAACAUCUUAUUAUUUAUAUGACUACAAAUAGUACGGCGAAGUUACCAAUAUGUGUACAAAAUGUUAUUAAACUUCUCUUUACUAUUACAGCAUUUUAUAAUUGCAUAGAUUACCUAGUUCUUUAGGUCUCUUUUUGUGAUGGAUGUAAAUAUUAUGGAACGUUAAACCAACCUCAAAUUUGUUUAAUUUUAAUUCUCAUAGUAAAAACAUUAUCCAGUACUAACAGAAAUUAUAAUAAAACUUUCGAAUUUUUAAAGAUUAGGCAACGCGCGAAAAGAUAUUAAAUGUUAACACUUUGUACUUAAAUGGUGAAUCUGUGAGGCACCAUUAAAAAUUAUUACAUAACAUUCUAAAAUGAUUUUUGUAUAAUUAAAUUUUUUUAUAUUUAAAAAACUAUUAGAAGUAUAAGAGUUGUACGAGUCAUAAGACUCAAUUUCAUAUGCAUAAAAUGCACUAAGUCAUAUCACUACCUCACGAGUGAACAAAAGAUCGAAUUUUAGCCAAAAUUGUCAUUGUUUUCAAUAAAACGAAUUGUUUCUAAAUCAAA